Messenger RNA from Candida dubliniensis CD36, 546 nucleotides. It is a transcript of the gene DUO1, whose product is annotated as Duo1p. Lineage: Eukaryota; Fungi; Ascomycota; Pichiomycetes; Serinales; Debaryomycetaceae. The coding region runs from base 1 to 546 and encodes 181 amino acids. Gene Ontology annotation, biological process: mitotic cell cycle. Gene Ontology annotation, cellular component: mitotic spindle; DASH complex. The record is from RefSeq and is a predicted model, not a curated record. The transcript has a single exon.
AUGUCAUCCACUCCAGUCACUCCUCAAACAAAUUCUUCAUCAAAAGUGAAAAUUUCUACUAGCAGAGAAGUUGCAUUAGAACAAGAACUUUCUCAAAUAACUAAUAUUAAUACUGUUUUGGAACAGUUUCUUCACACCAUUGAAAAAGUAAAUGGUGAUUUGAAUCAAAUUAAUAAUGGUGCUACAAAUACCAUGAUUUUGAUGAACAAAUGGACAGAUAUAAUGUCACAAGCUGAUUUUACCCUUGAUGUGAUUAAUAAUAGUGGUUGGAUCCCCAAUGAUGAAUAUGAUAAUGAAUUUGGAGAAAGACAUCAACAACAAGAUGAAGAAGUAGAAGAAGAAGAAAAAGAUGAUAAUGAUGAUGAUGAUGAAGAAGAGAUUGAAGCUAAAUUACGUGCUCUUGAACAGGAAAAUCUUGAAAUUAGUAAAAAAAUUGAAAGUCAUGCCAGGGAAAAGAAUGCUAAAAUGAAUCGUGCUAGAGAAAUUGAUAAUAAAAGGAAAAGAGAAUUGGGUUUAUUUAAUGUCAGAAAAAAAACAACACGUUAA